GAUUCCGACUUGAAACAAGAUCCGAAGGGCCCGUCUCCACAACGCGGCCUGCCUCGUUUGACCCCCAUGGUGACUGUGCACCCUAAUCCGCUACUCUGUCAACCGCGCCACACAGGUCAACACCACCAUCAUGUCUGGCCAUGUCCUCAACAAGAGCUUUGGUGUCCUUCGGCGGAUCUUCCAUUUCAGCGUUUUGAACCGCUCCACGGAGCGCCAUCGACGGACAGAGAUGGACGGACCAGCCAGUCCCGAAUGGACUGUGGUCCUCCUGCUGCCUCACACAGCAGGUGGUUUGGCGCGAACGACGGGUUCAGAUGUUGGGACCGUCAACGAGACGCGACGGUGCGAGCGAGCGUUGACACAAGGAGAGAGAGUGAUUAUGUAGACCGAUGUCAGGAUGACGAGGAGCAGCUCGAGCGACCUUUAUCACUGAGGUCUGACAUCGAUGGCCAAGAAUACAGACCCACGGCCCCCUGUUACACCCACCUGCCACUACAAAACCACUCCGCAGAUUGGCCACUUUACAAUGCACAACAUGGACCAUUCAGAGAGUUGCACUAUGCUGUGAAACCCUACGGCAAUCCACCUCACCCACACUCUGUAUCCUGUCAGGAUGCAAGACCUUGGAUGCAAUACCCACAAAACUGCCUGCGUUCUGGCGCAGAGUCGGCCAACCACGGCAACGCUCAGGGCGGUAUCUCCGUCAACGUGCCGCAGUUCGCCCUACCCCCCGCUGAGCGGUUGGCACAGGUGAGCGUGAUGAACCUGGAGCACCUGGGUCUGGAUGGCGUUCCACCAGGAGAAGGUGCCUACUCCGACCCCAACGAGAGGAGGAAGACUAUCAGUCCACCCGACGAGUGCCGAAACAUUUUUAUUACAUUCUCUGUGGACUCAGCUUCUCAGAUGGUGCCUUUCGCUGAAUUUCUAACAAACCAAGGAUUUCGACCAGCCAUUGACAUAUUUGAUAACCCCAUCAGACGGAUGGACAUCAACAAAUGGAUGGACAGCUAUCUAAAAGAUCCUUCUGUAUUGAUUAUCAUAGCAAUCAGCUCGGGCUACAAGGCAGCCAUCGAGAGGACAGGAAUGGACAGACACAGUCUACACACCAAAUAUAUUUACUCUAUGAUGCAGAAUGAGUUUAUACAGCAAGGAAGCUUGAAUUAUCGCUUUGUGCCAGUUCUCUUACCCCUUGCAACUCAGAGCCAUGUGCCUGGUUGGCUCCAGAACACGCACGUAUACCGCUGGCCGCAGGACAAGGAGAACCUCCUUCUGCGCCUCCUCCGCGAGGAGCGCUACGUCGUACCUCCUGUCCCCAAGGAGCUCACCCUCAUCAUCAAGCCUGUGACGCUCAGCUCCUUAUCCACCUUCUGA
This is a messenger RNA of Gadus chalcogrammus (walleye pollock), 1371 nucleotides long. RefSeq lists its product as uncharacterized. The coding region runs from base 67 to 1371 and encodes 434 amino acids. Gene Ontology annotation, biological process: positive regulation of canonical NF-kappaB signal transduction; humoral immune response. The transcript is spliced from 9 exons. The record is from RefSeq and is a predicted model, not a curated record. Lineage: Eukaryota; Metazoa; Chordata; Actinopteri; Gadiformes; Gadidae.